Mizuhopecten yessoensis (Yesso scallop) is the source of this 4920-nucleotide messenger RNA. RefSeq names its product hepatocyte growth factor receptor-like. The record is from RefSeq and is a predicted model, not a curated record. The transcript has 20 exons. Gene Ontology annotation, biological process: positive regulation of kinase activity; multicellular organism development; cell surface receptor protein tyrosine kinase signaling pathway. Gene Ontology annotation, molecular function: ATP binding; transmembrane receptor protein tyrosine kinase activity; protein binding. Gene Ontology annotation, cellular component: signaling receptor complex. NCBI's taxonomy places the organism in Eukaryota, Metazoa, Mollusca, Bivalvia, Pectinida, Pectinidae. Bases 68 to 4093 code for a protein of 1341 amino acids.
AGCAUCUUUCCGGCGAUAUCCUGCAUCAAGCUUCAGUUAGAAGGAAGUCGAGCGAUGAGAACGGGGGAUGGAGGAUGUCAUGUCGCGACACGAUAUAAAGGUAUGCCCUAUGAAGAUGUUCCUCUUGUUGAUGCAUAUUUUAAGUGUCACCUUCCAGCCAACACUAGCAACAACACCAUUUAUAUCCCGGGUCUACCAGGUAGAUGAGAAUCGUCGCCUUUCUCGAAUUUUAAUUGACAGAACUAAUUUAUUUGUCGGGGGCAAAAACAUCCUCCUUAAUCUGUCGGAAGACCUUGAAGAGCUACAGACACCGUACAGGAAGCUUGGUCCAGUAACUGAAAGUUAUGGUGAGAAGUGCAAAGGACCCCUUUACAGAGAUGGUGAUUGUAGCACGCGACGUGUUGACAAUACAGUGAGUGUAUUAGCCGUCUAUGACACUGGUCCGAUACUGGUUUGUGGUUCAGCAUUACAAGGACUAUGUUCGGCGCAUUUAAAGUCUAACAUUUCUGAUUGGUCUUAUUUAACUCACGACAUUAACGAAGGAUUUUUCAGAGACAGCCUUCUAGGAUCAAGUGCAGGUAACAAUGUUGUUAUUGUCAUUGACGACCGGAAUAAAUAUAUCCACUAUGUUGCCAGGGGAUUCGAACAGAAAGCAAAUGGAUUCCAUUCUCAUAUUUUCUCAGUGUUGGAAUUAAGAUCGAAUUACAAUAAGCACUACCUCCGUCACAUCGACAAUUCGGCUGGAGAAGGACAGAUGUAUAUGAACCUAAAUAGGUCAUACGAAGGAAAUUUCACCAUGGACAUGGUAUUUGGUUUUGAAACAAAGGAUUUCGUGUUUUUUAUAUUCAACCGUAACCCAGAACCGAAUACCGGCAUACUGGAAGCCAGAGUUGCCAGAAUUAAAAAGAGCUGUUCGUCGGAACUUUUUCAAACAUAUAUCGAACUUCCAAUAAUGUGUAAUUUUGAAAACGUACUCAUGGGGAGACAACCUGCCUUGUCGGGCCAUCUACAUAUCAGUCCAGAAAAUAAACAGAUUCUUUUCCUUGCGUUCUACAAUCAAGCAACUGGGGGGUCCAGUGUAUGCGCCUACCCAGUACAAAAAUUCGAAGUUAAUGAUAACUUCGCAUUUGCAAAGGUGGAUUGUAGAAACGGCUUCGGCAAUGACGUCCACAAACCGGUUUGGGUUGCUCACCAAAAUCAUCUGUGCACUCAGGACAAGAAAAUUGACAGCUCUGAAUGUGGUUCCUAUGAUUACCGGGGUUUAGCGACUACCAGAUAUCCGUAUAAAAGCAAUAGGAUUAUUUCCCUGGAGAAGCAGAAGAUUGAAACAAUAUUUGUGUCCCAUCUUUCCCCGGCUCAGAACCCUGUAGUCCUGCUAGGCACUAGUGACGGAUUCCUGUCCAAGGUACAGGUAAGCAGUGGGUACAACUCUAUUGCACAAAGCAGAAAGUACGCGACGUUUGACCUCAGCGGUGACAGAUCAGUACCAGUUGAGAAGUCGCACGGCGUUGAUAACAGCAAGCAGCAUUUAUACCUCCUUGUGGACAAUAAGGUUAUGAAGAUAUCUAUAUUUUCCUGUGGUAUCCAUACCGACUGUGAUGCCUGUGUGACGUCUUUGGAUCCUUUGGGGUGCGGUUGGUGUGGAGAUCAUUGCACCACGCAGAAUGGCUGCAUGAAUCACCUAUGGUAUAACAAUACCUGUCCUCCUGAGGUAUUCAAGAUUUUUCCAAAGAAUGGGACUACAGACGGACACACGAAGGUGACAAUACAGGGACGGUACUUCAACCACUCUGAAGGAGGGAAUUUACAUGUGUUUAUUGGUGACACUGAGUGUCUGGAGCCUGACUUCAAUAUAUCCAGCAUCGUGUGUGAGACUGCCGUAUCCAACAAAAGUGACAAUGCUUCGGUAGUCGUUAAAAUAUCAAACAGCACACACAGCAUGCAGUCAAUCUCAAAGAAUACCACGUUUGAGUUUCUGAUACCUUCACUCGACGACUUCCAUCCCAAACAUGGGCCAAAGUCCGGAUCUACGUCCUUAACUAUCACAGGACAGAAUCUGGACAUAGGAUCAUCGUUGGCUAUAGACGUGUCCGACUCGCAAUCUGUUUGUGAAUUGGAAAGGGUGGAAAAUGACAACGUUGUCUGCCGAUUGACUCGAUGGACGUCUACAAACUCUGGCUCUGGUACCAACCAGCCAUCUUGUCUUGGUUCCGGCCCAGUGGUGGUGAACAUAGAUGGGACCGUUUUGGAAUCCAUCAAGGACUUCUGUUACAUGGCUGAUCCGGUCAUUACCAACAUAAAACCAGUGUCUACAACAAUUGGGGGUGGAAGAAUCGUGUCUGUCACCGGAGAAAACUUUGAUGCUAUAUCGAUGUCGAGUUUACAGAUCGUCGUGAGGAACAACCAGUCAGCCACAGAGGUGACAACACAGGAGUGUGAAGUGGUCAACCCCACGUUGCUAGAGUGUACUUACCCCAGUCUUGCAACCCUUCUGGCCAGUGUACCCUCAGGUGUUAGUGGAAGUUUAACCCUCGUGUUGGAUGACGGCUUUCCCGUAGGAAACGCCAACCGGAGAAUCAUGGUCUACAACGAUCCGGUCCUCUACCCCGUCACACAAAAUAUAUCCUUGGACAACGAAAACAGAAUUUUGAUUCUAAAUGGGCGUUAUCUUACCAUGGCAUAUGACGCCAGAGAUUAUAAUGUGACCAUUGAAGGCGUACGCUGUCCAGUGAUAACGUUAGAAAGUGACAGACUGCUAUGUGACAUGUCGUAUGUCCUGACUAAUUUAGGGGCCAAUCGGAAUAAUAAACUGCACCAUGUGAAGGCGAAGGUAGGUCCGUUUCUGAUGGAACUUGGAGAUCUGAAUAUUACUGUACACACGAGACUACCCCUUGUCGCUAGUCCCGGCUAUCAGAACUGGCUUUGGACUGGUAUUGCCAUUAGUUUUGUCUUCAUCCUCGUCAUCGUGUGUAUCAUUUUGAGGAAAAAAGGGAGGAGCCGGAAGAGACGAAGGGGCGGCUACAGCACCAAUAAUGAUUUGGAGGGGGCAAUGACCUUCCAGAACCUGAUGCGGAUCGAGACAGAUGAGCCUAGUUCAGUUCCAAACAAUUACAUCCACAUUGGGUAUGAGGAGGGGGCUACUGGAGGCGAGCCACCUAACCUGUUCGUGGACCUGGGAACUAUAGACAUGCUACAGAAACAACACCUUCUUGUCAGCAGAGACAACCUGCUUCUAGGCGAAAGUUUGGGACAUGGUCAGUUCGGGUGUGUUUAUAAAGGCUAUCUGUCCAAGCCCGGAGAAAAGGGGGAGGAACUCGUGGCUGUCAAAACGAUUUUAAAAACGUCUGCAAAAGAAGUGGAUAUCGGAGAAUUCAUUAACGAAGCGUUGAUGAUGAAGGACUUUAGGCAUCCCAAUGUGCUGUCUCUGAUCGGCGUGUGCGUAGACAAGGGAGAGUUCCCACUAGUCAUAUUGCCUUUCAUGGAAAAUGGAGACCUGCUGGCCUAUAUCAGAGAUGAACAAAAUAUGCCUCUCGUGAAGGACCUGGUUUUCUUUGGCCUCGACAUUGCUCAAGGAAUGGAAUACCUGGCAUCAAUCAAAUUUGUCCACAGGGACUUGGCUGCAAGAAACUGUAUGCUGGAUGAACAAUUUAUAGCAAGGGUAGCUGACUUUGGGUUAUCCAGAGACAUCUACUCCUCUCACUACUACACUAGCGACAACAAGAAAAAACUGCCAGUUAAGUGGAUGGCCCCAGAAUGUCUUGAGAAGGGCAAAUACUCCGCCAAGUCUGAUGUGUGGUCCUUUGGCGUGGUUCUGUGGGAGCUGAUCACCAGAGGAGCCAAUCCGUAUGCCGCUGUCGACAACUGGGAUAUGUACAAGUACCUGAAGGAGGGUCGCCGUCUGCCCAAACCUCCCUUCUGUCCUCCAAGACUGUUUCAGAUGAUGGAGAGUUGUUGGAAUUUCACUCCUUCUGGGCGCCCUUCAUUUCGUGACAUUAUCAAAGAAAUCAAACGUCUGCUGAAAGAAAGCGAAAAGGAGGAAAACAGCAUCUGUGACGUCACCGUUGACCUGGAAAGUGCGACUAUCGCCUCGUGACAUUUGUUGGUGUAAGACCAAACUAAGUUUAGCUAACAUGAUUACACCGAUCCCAUACAAUCAUAAUCAACUUUACAUUCUCAUUUAUGGUCCAAUUUUGAAAAAUGCACACUAUGGUUUGUGUGUACUACGGGAAAUCAGCAGCGGUUAUCACAAAUAACCUUUUGGCGAAUGAUGAAGACCUCGUUAGCUUAGAAAUAUAAUUAUUUUAAACUGUCAAAGGUUACAAAACUAGAUAGCCGUCUCUGAAGCGACAAAAACGCACAAACAAAUGAAAACGGACAUGACUUAUAAUAUGUGAGAACGUUAUACAUGAUGAAAUCUUUCAUUAAGACAAUGUUGUGCUUGAAAUAUAGUUGACAAAUCCGUGGCAAACUAUCUAAAGGGACUUGAUAAUCGUUUUCAUCAGUAUAAAUUACGGAAUCGGCAGUUACGAUUCAGUUUGCAUGUGCUCUUUAUAUUGUAUAAGAAUCCGACAAGUUAAGACAGAAAGUUUUGGCAAUACAGUGGAGACAAAACAGCUCCCCAAAGCACAGAACUUUGACGAUAUCAAAUAUUCUGGAUGAAAGAACGAUUUUUUGUAUAACCUAGACUCUUGUGGUGUAGCUAAAUCCGUACUCAAUGUGACUACCAAGUGAAUGCAUGCCUAUUGUUGUAUUACAUUGUGUUGGUGUACAUAUAUUGUUUAUUAAUGUGGGUGUUUUUUAGAACUGUCUAUUAUUGUAAUACUAUACAUGUUCAAUCAUAACAUAUUUGUUAACAUUAUAUAUAUGUAACAGAGCGCAUGAUUAAUUAAAUAUGAAUCACUACCUCCGCAUGGGAUCGAA